AUGGAGAAGUACCGAAAGCUGGGAGAACCGGUCUACGUCGCCUUCGUACACAUCAGCAACGCUUUCCCUACAACCAACCGCGACAUCCUCUGGAUCGAGCUACACAAGCGCGGCGGCUCUGCCCUCAUCUGUGACUGGUUGCGAUUGCUUUACACCAACACGCGCUGCAUUGUGCGCGAGGUAACCUACGUCGAGGUUUCCUCUGCGAGCGCCAAGGCGAGCAUCUGCGUCCCGCUGUACAAGGUCACCAGAAACAAAGCGAGCUGGAUGGCAUGGGCUAUUAUGGGUGUCAACUCAGUCCUGAAAGAUAUGCCUCCUGCGGGCGCUCGCCUCCUCUACACGGCGCAGGUCGACGCGCUACUCUCCGCAGCAGCCGACGUAGUGCCCGACAUGGACUGUAACAUCGCGAUGCUUGAGAAGGUUUAG
Molecule: messenger RNA, 426 nt
Organism: Peniophora sp. CBMAI 1063
Lineage: Eukaryota; Fungi; Basidiomycota; Agaricomycetes; Russulales; Peniophoraceae
Source: the annotation of a GenBank genome assembly